Aureobasidium pullulans EXF-150 is the source of this 3543-nucleotide messenger RNA. RefSeq lists its product as uncharacterized. Bases 1 to 3543 code for a protein of 1180 amino acids. Lineage: Eukaryota; Fungi; Ascomycota; Dothideomycetes; Dothideales; Saccotheciaceae. The transcript has 2 exons. The record is from RefSeq and is a predicted model, not a curated record.
AUGGCGCAUCCCUACCCCUCGAACGGCCUUCCUUCGAACAACGACCGCUCCCAACCUCUCACAACCGGCAAUCGCAAGAAGCAAAAGAGGAGGGCAAAGCAACAGGCGAAGCUGAAUCACGGCUCUGAUGAAGCCUUGUCAGACCACCACUCGCACCUCGGCCAACCUCCGUCUCUGCCCGAAGCCUUGUCAGACGACGACGAGGAGGACGUCGACGCUCCAUAUACUGCGCGACCACCACUAAACGGCAUGAACUCCUAUCCUAGCAAUGACGAUUCAGUAGAACCUUCACGCAAGAAGCGCAACAAGAAGAAGAAGCGAGGCAGCUCUCACCACUCUGUCUAUCCCGACCAUUUGCGCCCCGCUAUGCACCAUUCGCCUAUACCGCAUGCGAUGCCCUUAUCAUCUGGUCCCAUGAGGUCAGCUCAACGCUCAUCUCGACAAGAUCGGAUCUGGAACACAUCGACCCAGGAAGAGCGGGAGCGCAUUAAACAGUUCUGGCUGACACUGAGCGAGGACGAGCGCAAAUCGCUGCUGAAAAUCGAGAAAGAGGCUGUUUUGCGCAAGAUGAAGGAACAACAGAAACAUUCGUGUUCGUGCUCGGUUUGUGGUCGCAAACGAAUUGCUAUAGAAGAGGAGUUGGAAGUGCUGUAUGAUGCAUACUACGACGAACUUGAACAGUACGCCCACCACCAAGGUAGCGAACCAGGACACGGCAUGCUACCACCUCCGCGCAGUUUACCACCCCCACACCUCCACCCCUCCUCCGCCGUACCCAUGCCACUAAGCACCCAUCACCAACAACCCCAUCAUCGGACAAGUCGAGUCCACGAAGUAAUGGACGAUGAAGACGACGACGAUGACGACGACGAAGAAGGAGAAGAAGAGGACGAGGAUGAUGAAGUCUACAGUCAGGAUAUGAGCGAAGAGGAAGAGGAGGAGUACAGCGACGACGCGGACUACAAUAGUGAAGAAGAUGAGGACCCCGAAGACGAAGUACCGCGAGGAAUAGGCAACGAAUUCUUCAACUUUGGCAACAGUCUGACAGUCAAAGGCGGUAUCCUAACUGUAGCCGACGAUCUGCUCAAGAACGACGGCAAGAAGUUUAUCGAAAUGAUGGAGCAAUUGGCCGAGCGCAGAAUGCAGCGCGAACAAGAAGCACAAUAUGCCGCAACGCAGCCGGCGCAUACCUACCCAUCUAACGGACACGACCCGCCGCUUGAAGAUGAAGAUUAUGAGGAUGACGACUACGAGGAUGGCAGUGAGGAUGAGUUUGAGGAGGAUGAAGAGGAAGAGGACGAGAUGGUAACACGGGAUAACUCUUGGGAAGUGGUCACGUGCGUCACUGACAAGGUACAGGGCGGCAUGACCGAGGAGCAACGCAUGGAAGAGGGUCGUCGCAUGUUCCAAAUCUUCGCCGCCCGCAUGUUCGAACAACGAGUCUUGACCGCCUACCGAGAAAAGGUUGCUGCCGAACGCCAACAGAAACUACUGGAGGAGCUGGAGGACGAGGACAAGAAGAAGGAAGAGCGAGAAGCCAAGAAGGCUAGGGACGCCGAGAAGAAGAAGAACAAGAAACAAGCACAGAAGCAGGCCAAGGCCGAAGAGAAGGCCAGGAAAGACGCCGAAAAGGCGGCCGAAGAAGCUGCCGCAAAGGCUGUCGAGCAGGCAAAGCAAGAGGAGGCCAAGCAGAAGAGAGAAGAACAACGCAAGAAGAAGGAGGCCGAGCGAAAGGCGCAAGAGGAAGAGCGACAACGCAAGGAGGCCGAACGUUUGAGACGGCAACAAGAGGAGCGUGAACGACAGCAGGAAACGGAGCGAAAACUCCGUGAGCAGAAGGCACUUGAAAAGAAGCAACGUGAGGAGGCUCGCCAGAAGGAACGCGAGGACAGGGAAGCUCGUGAGAAGGAAGCCAAGGAGAAGAAGGUCCAAGCGGAUCGCGAGAGAAAAGAGCGAGAAGCAAAGGCUAAAGCUGACAAGGAGGCUCGAAUCCAACAGACGCCGCAGAUGGUCAAACGCCCUUCGCAAGCUGGCAUGGUCGCUGUGCCUCCAGGUCUGCUUUCCAAGCAAGCUUCGUUCGCCAUGCCUUCACCACACGUGCCCGUGGCCACGCCUGCUCUGCCAAAGCCCUCUACUCCAGCACAGCCUCGACAGAACUCCUUCCAGGGCCAGAACGCUACUUCACCCAGGUCUCAACAAGCCCCCGCUAUGGCUCCUACCAAGUCGACGUCUCCAGGAGGUGUCUUCAACCACUCCAUGCCCAAGUCAAUCUUGCAAAAGUCCCAGAACCAACAGCCUUUUGCACAACACCAACCCAUGUCACCAGUCAGUCAGUUGCCCCCACCUGGAAUGUUCCAUCAACACCAGAACAACGGCUUCAGUGGGUUCCCCACGAGCAUGUCUGGCUUCUCUGGCUUCGGCGCUCCUCCAGGGCCCAUGAUGCAUCAUCGUCCUUCCUUGCCUGGUUUCGCCAAUGGUCCAUUUGGCAGCGGCCCGUUCCAGCCUAUGCACUCAGCUAACCCAAUGCCCACUCCUCCUCCGGGUAUGAGUGGUCUAGGUAUGAUGGCACAGGGUCGAGGAUACCCUCUUGACAGUCCUCCUGGAUUCCAGCAACAGAUGCCGCCUGUCGGAUCGCCCACUGCUCCACCUGGUUUCGGACUCACACGUCAUAGCAUUGCCUCGCACUCCCGCACACACUCGUCUGAGAAGAAUACAUUCGACUCCAUCAGCUCGCCUGCACCUAUCACACGUCCAACCCCAAUUCAAAGACCCUCUUCUAUCAGACCCAACGACGCUGACAUGGAUGGUCUGAGCAAGCAUCUUGGUAGUAGUGCCCUGCUCGACGACACAGAUGAUCCGCUACCCUCGGUGCCAGAAAGCCGCCGCGCGAGUGCCAUCGCCGGACCUCGUGGAUCAGGUAUGGGUUAUGGUUCGCCUGUGACUCAACCACGCAUGGACUUCCUUGGCGGGAACAGUAGCUGGACGUCGCCCUCAAUGUUUGGUGCCCAGCCUGGCUUCUCUCCAUCCAGCUCAUCUUGGAAUGCAAACUCGAGCAAUGGCUGGCCCAGCAUGCCAUUUGGCGGUCUGGGUCACCGUUCCUCAGGCCCAAACCGUCCUUUGACAAUUCGUUUGGCCGUCUGCCAUGCAUGCAAACAGUUGAACGCACGAGAACCUACGCCUGAGAACUAUCAUCCUGUUGAGACCUUGCUGCGCCAGAUCGAGAGUAAUCGAGUAAUGAUUGACAGCCCGAUCACGAUUAAGGAGAUCGAUGCCAUCUGCGAGACUGAAGGUGAUGCCCAGAAUGGCGGGGGCUUCUUGCAUGCUCGCCACGAUAAUUCCACGCCUGGUGGCUUUGCAGUCAAGUUUGAGCCUGACGCCGGAACUCCUGGUUCCGGAAGACCCUCGCACUCCCUUGGGCCAAUUAGUAGUCCCGUCCCUGGAAAUUCCACUCCUGCCACCGGCUUCGGAGGUGCGACAGCAAUCGGAAGAGGCACAGGUUUUCAGAGCCUAGGCUCUGCCAUGGCCACUUCCGGAUCCUCUUAG